UGGACUUGAAAUACAAUGUUUGUUUGCAAAGCUUUUGUCGUUUUCAAUGACGUUAACGCUGUGGAAACAGAUCGCUUCCCUUCUUGGACAGAUUGCGACGGAUGUGUUCUGUCAAUUAAUCCGUCAAGUGGAUCAUUGCGCUACAAAAGUAAAAGUGAUUUGACAAUCAAAGGGAAUCUUUGUGUGAUUGAGUAUUGCGGAAUACGCCUAAAAAAAUCGCGGCAGGUCAAUAAAAUGUUGAUCCACUCAGCYUUGUUAUUUCUACUGUUGGCCGCUGGUAGCGUGCUUCAAUUGAGCGCUGCCUCAAUAAACGAUGACAGCUCUUGCAUGAAAGGGUUUUGGUGCAGGCGAGGUAUGACCCCUCUAGAAGCUCGUAAUUGUCAACUCGGAAUGUGGUGCAAACGGAAGCGUUCAUAUGACCAAGAUAACUGCCCGACAGGCUUUUGGUGCAAGCGAUCUGAAGAUCAAGGCGACAGCUCAUCAAAUUGUCCAACUGGAUUCUGGUGCAAAAGAGCUGCAAACGUAAUCCAUCAACAAACCGCUGAAGGGGACUGCCCAAAAGGGUUCUGGUGCAAGAGAUCCUCUCUAUGUCCCACUGGGUUUUGGUGCCGAAAACGGCGCUCUCUUGACCAGGACAAUUGCCCAACUGGGUUUUGGUGCAAGAAGGACUCCUUUGCCCACUCCAAACGUAGCUUGUCUUCUGGAGCAUGCCCUUCAAAUUACUUCUGCCGACGAAGCGAAUAUGUCAUCGAUCAAGACACACCCGAGAAAGAUUGCCCAGACGGAUUUUGGUGCAGAAAGCGGGUCAUCAGCACUAAACAAGUGAAAGACACCCGAAUCCCAAAGAAUAUGGCUCCAGUACCUCCUAAAGCUCCAGGCUCAGGAAUAUCUAGUGACAAUUUCAACUGGAAUUGUCCAACGGGUUUUUGGUGCAAGAAAUAAGCUUCACAAAAAACAUAGUUGUUAUAUAGGAAGUGAAUGAAAAAUAUGAGCAAAAAUUAUUGAAAGUAAAUGUGAGAAUCUCUAUAAAUAAGGGAAAAGUCUAAUUUUCGUAAUUCAUGAGUUCAGUGAUAAUUAUUUAACUUAUUUUAAAAGGACUCGUCCAAAUUGCUUGCACUUGACUGUUUAUUGGUGUUUUCUGAACACAAGCAUGUUGAAGUGAUUACCAAGAAAUGAUAAUAACAAUGCAUUAUAAUGUGAUAUUAAAUAAAGUAGUUUUAGUUAAAAAUGACCAUGAAACAGUGAAUAACAUAAAACGAUUCAAAAUGUUCAAAUACAACAAUUCCAUUGCAAGAAGAAAAUAAAUCAGGUCAAUCUGGCAUUCAUGGCUGAA
Molecule: messenger RNA, 1333 nt
Organism: Exaiptasia diaphana
Lineage: Eukaryota; Metazoa; Cnidaria; Anthozoa; Actiniaria; Aiptasiidae
Exons: 2
Coding region: 16-942 (308 amino acids)
Source: RefSeq, a predicted model, not a curated record